Molecule: messenger RNA, 755 nt
Organism: Physella acuta
Lineage: Eukaryota; Metazoa; Mollusca; Gastropoda; Physidae
Source: RefSeq, a predicted model, not a curated record
GAACUCGAUGAAUCCCAUAUAUGACCAUUUGAACUAAUACUUGGAUCUUCUUCAAUUCUUGAGUGACCUCCGAUAUCCGGAAGUGGUACUUUAUUUCUGGUUUCUAAAAUACCGACAACAUGAGUACAAUUUCAGCCAAGAUCGUAGUCUGGAUUCUCCUCGCUGCCGUGCUGGUACCUACGGCUCAUGCCUGCAAGACAACAAUACGACCCUUGACUCUUGAGAUGAAAGAGAACUUUCUGUAUGGCAUCAAUGAUGAGCGCAGAUCGAAGCGGCGAAAACCCGUGGUAUGGAACGAUGCCCUGGCUGAGUUAGCCCAACAGAUUCUAGCACACACCUGUACACCGGUCACAGGUCACAAAUUAACAGAAGGAGCUUAUCUGGCCUAUUGUCGGUAUCCGGGUGGCUUUAAACCGGAAGCAGUGGCAGACCUGUGUAGUUAUAAAAUGGCGACAGAUGAGAUGAUGUACAUAACCUCGAAAGCGAGGUUGGUCGGCUGCGCAAUGACCAUAUGUAAAGGUGUCUUUGACUCCGACGAUCAAUCGCUGUGUCUUCUAGCACCAAAAAUAGAUAUGUCCGAAUCUUGAGCCGUAUAUUGAAGCAGGUAACGAUACAGUUGCUAACGACGAUUGCAGUACAAGAAUCAAGGAUGGACUGGGCGGAAACAUUGUUAAAUUUGAUGUACAUGGUUGCCAGUUUUAUGUUAAUGGCGUGAUGAACUUUCAUUCAAUAUUAUCAUGCAUGUAAUAUGUUAC